Messenger RNA from Megachile rotundata (alfalfa leafcutting bee), 3483 nucleotides. It is a transcript of the gene Klp68D, whose product is annotated as kinesin-like protein 68D. Lineage: Eukaryota; Metazoa; Arthropoda; Insecta; Hymenoptera; Megachilidae. Gene Ontology annotation, biological process: microtubule-based movement. The record is from RefSeq and is a predicted model, not a curated record. Gene Ontology annotation, molecular function: ATP binding; microtubule binding; microtubule motor activity.
AAAACAAGAUCGGUAAAGUAAAUUCCUUCUUAGUAUUCGUAAGAUGGCUUCCGCAUGAACAUCUGAAGUAGUAUACUUAAUGGUCAAGUGAGAGAUCGAUUCAGUACGUCCGUAGAAACGAGUGAGGGAACUUCUUUGCGCAUGUUUUACUGUAAUGGCUUUUCGCUGUCAAAAUAUGAUAUGGUCAUUCUUGUAUUGUAUCACAACGUGUCGUGUACUGGCUCAGUGAUUCGUUUAGGGAUUAACUCGUAAUUAACACGCGGGCUCGUAACAAUUCUUGAAUUAAAACCAAUCGAACAAGUGGAAAUAAAAAGUGUGCGUGUUGACAGUGCAAAACCUCCAAACAAUGGAUCAAUAUCUUGCGGUAGAGGGUAACAUGCGGAUACGACAGAAAAUCAUCGUAACUUUAUUGUAACGCUUACCGUGUACACGCAAAUUGUGUUCGAAAGCUCAAAAAGCGAUAGAACUAUGUUCCGAUCAAUUCACCAGCGCAUAUUAAAUCCUACACAUAAUGGCACAUCCUACACAUAAAAAGUCACUCAAGUUCAAGUAGUUACGUCAACCGGUGUCAUUCGUUACUUCACAAUGCUUGCUUUCAAGAGAUAUUCUACAUAAUUACUAAGGUGAGAAUCGACGCCAACAUGGACAAAGCGGACAAUCAACUGAAAACCUGGAAAAAGAAAAGCAUGAAGACGUGCAGUUUGACGGAAGUGGUGACCCAAUGCGUCCAGGUGGUGGUGCGAUGUAGGCCGAUAGACGAGAAGGAGGUGUCCCGUGGCUACACGCGUGUGGUCGACGUAUUUCCAUCGCGGGGAGUGGUCGAGAUUCGUCAUCCUCGGGAUGAUCCGUCGAGCGAUAACGUGAAAGUCUUCACGUUCGAUGCAGUUUACGACUGGAAUUCCAGUCAGCAAGACUUGUACGAGGAGACGGUGAGGCCGUUGGUGUCCUCCGUUCUCGAUGGCUUCAACGGCACCAUUUUCGCAUACGGGCAAACCGGCACGGGGAAGACGUACACCAUGGAGGGUUUGAAGAACGACCACGAGAGGCGCGGCGUAAUCCCGCGGUCGUUCGAGCACAUAUUCAACCACAUAGGGAGAUCCGAGAACAUGCAGUACCUAGUGCGGGCCAGUUACCUCGAGAUCUAUCAGGAGGAGAUCCGAGAUCUCCUGCAUCCUGAUCAGUCCCUGCGUUUCGAGCUGAAAGAGAAACCGGACACAGGAGUGUUCGUCAAGGACUUGUCCACGUCUGUGUGUAAGAGUGCCGCGGAGAUUCAGCAGCUGAUGAACACCGGUAACCAGAACAGAACAAUCGGCGCAACGAAUAUGAACGAGCACAGUUCUCGGUCGCACGCGAUUUUCCUAAUCACCAUCGAGAUGGGAUCCAUCGGCGAUUCCGGCGGAAUCAGGGUCGGACGUCUGAACCUGGUAGAUCUCGCGGGUAGUGAAAGGCAGAGCAAAACUGGGUCUUGUGGAGAGAGACUGAAAGAGGCGAGCAAGAUUAAUCUGAGCUUAUCGGCACUGGGAAACGUGAUCUCGGCUUUGGUGGACGGGAAGACCACGCACGUCCCUUACAGGGAUUCGAAACUCACGCGAUUACUGCAGGAUUCUUUGGGUGGUAACUCUAAGACCAUCAUGGUCGCGAAUAUCGGGCCGGCCAGUUACAACUACGACGAAACCCUGACCACGUUGCGGUACGCAAACCGCGCUAAGAACAUCAAGAAUAAACCAAGAAUAAACGAGGAUCCAAAGGAUGCUCUGUUAAGACAAUACCAAGAAGAGAUUGGCCGUUUGAAAGAGAAGCUGGCGCAGAAGGGUACGGUACCGAGGCGGAAGAAGAAGUCGAAGAGGAAGAAAGGAGACGAGACCGCGGAGUCUGAGUCUGAGACCGAAGAUAGUCGUGGCGAAGACAACAACAAAGUGGAAACAGACAAGAAACUUAUAGCGGAACAAUUAAAAGCCGAGAAGCAAGAGACGGAGAAUCUUAUACUGAGAAUAAGAGAUCUUGAAAGUAAGAUGCUAUGCGGUGGAAAGAACAUCAUCGACCACACGAACGAGCAACAAAGAGCUUUGGAACAGAAAGCGGCCGAGAUUGCCGAGCGCAAGAAACGGGAGGUUGAAAUGCAGCAGAAGCUCGAAGACGAGGAGCUCACGAUGCUGGGUGUGAAGGAGACGUACACGAACCUGCAACAGGAAGUGGACGUGAAGUCAAGAAAGCUUAGGAAAUGUUUCACCAAGUUGCAGGUCUUGAAACAAGAGCUGGAGGAUGUUACUAAUGACUUUAACAGAGAUAGAAGAGAUCUGGAGCAAACGCAGCACGAGUUGAUGAAGGAGUUGAAGCUGAAGUACCUCAUAAUAGAGAACUUCAUUCCCGAAGAGGAGAAGAACAAGAUCCUGUCGAGGAUCCACCUGGACGAAGAGGAGGACUGCUGGGUAGUCAAGGACCCAGAACCAUCCAGCAUAGAGUUCAUAAGGAGACCCACAUCGGUCGCCGGUGCGCGCAGACCCGUUUCCGAAUACGCGCGAAUCGCCCUGGCCAUGGGCAAGGGUUGUCGCUACGCGGGUGAAAAUAUAUUGAACUUAGAUCUGGAUAUGCCAGCCAGAACGACGCUGGACUAUCAAGGACCCGCCAUUGCGCCUACUAUUCAAGCUGUUCUCGAAGAGGCCUUACGCGACGAGGGAGACAUAGACGUGGACGCGUCGAACGCGAGACUCAGGUCAAAACCACGAUUACAAUCCGCGAAAAUACGACCUAAGAGCGUGGGGAAGAUCCCACAGAUUCCAGCGCCCGUUUAUCCGAAGACAAGAGGUCUUGUGCCGAAGUAGGAAAUUCGAAUACGUUUUGCUAUGCGUCUGUAAAGAACCGUGUAAAUACUGUACGAACUGCGUUGUCUUUGUCAGCUUUAUUCGAUUAAUUUAUAUAUAAUUCGUUGUGAUACGCCACAUGGUCGUUGGUGUAACUAAGUAGGGGCCUGGGUGGGUAGACCCACCAAAAAUUAUUGGAAGUACAGUAUUCCACGGUAGGUUUCUUUAGGGAUAAUGGUGAUGCUGGGGAAAAGGCCAUUUCACUGUAACAUUCCAGAGGUAUGCAUUAGUUUGAGCGAGAGGAAGGAGGGGUAAUUAGGAAGUCUAGGAAUCUGAAGAAUUGAGAAUUCAGAGAUUUGGGACUUUUGGAAAUUUAGAAAUUAAGAAUUUUUAAAUUUCUAAAUUUCUGAUCCCUCCAAUCCUUAUGUCGCCAUUUUCCUUAAAGAGGACCACAGCUAUUCCCUAGGUCUUUGUCCUCGACGUCGCCAUUUUCUCUAUGCAAGGCCCCUCCUUACACAAAAUUUUAGUUACACCAAUGCACAUGGUAUUAUGUGCAUCGAAAUAGCCGAGAUCUUGAUAAUUCUCUCUAGUCAGUGUGCACCAUGCAGUCACGUGGUAUUAAUGUGUCGAUUAUUUCAUUAUUGCAUUAAUAAAACACGAAAUAAAACGUCCUAUGAACUUA